AUGGCUGCCGAAUUUGCGAACCACGUUUUCGAUUAUCUGAUCGUCGGUGGGGGCACUGCUGGGCUGGCUGUCGCUGCCCGACUCAGUCAACUCCCCUAUCUCACCGUCGGCGUCAUCGAAGCCGGUCCGGCCGCCCUCGAUGACCCUGCUAUCAACAUUCCGGGUCGUUAUGGCGAAACCAUCGGCAGCAGGUAUGAUUGGCAGUUUGAGACCGUCAGCCAGUCGGGUUUGCAGGGCCGUUCGCUGUCUUGGCCGCGGGGUAAAGUCUUGGGAGGCACCAGUGCGCUGAAUUUUAUGGCGUGGAAUCGCGGGAAUCGCGAGGAUUACGAUGCGUGGGAGGAGUUGGGGAAUGAGGGGUGGGGGUGGGAGGGUUUAUUGCCCUUUUUUAAACAGAGUGAAGCCUUUCAUCCGCCGGAUGCUUCUCACCAGGAACAGUUCCGCUCAUAUUACGAUGCCGUCGCCCAUGGAUCAGACGGACCUAUCCAGACAUCGCACAUCAGAGAAUAUGGCCCUGCGCAUCAAUUCUGGCAUCAAACUUUAAACAAUCUCUCCGUCGACACCAGCAAGGACAGUCUGUCUGGCUCCAACACGGGCGCAUGGAACUUGAUCGCCACAAUUGACCCCAAAACACAGUCGCGCAGUUAUGCAGCUAAUGCAUAUUAUCUCCCGUUCUCACAGCGCCCGAAUCUUUUCGUCCUGACUGAGGCGACCGUCGAGGAAAUUCUACUCGAGAAGGAGGAAGACGAAUGGGUCGCUAGGGGAGCUAGGGUUGUGUGCGACGGGGAGGAAUUCACAGUCAACGUAUCGCGAGAAGUCAUUCUCUCUGCUGGGAGUGUUCAGUCGCCUCAGUUGUUGGAAUUAUCGGGGAUUGGGAAUCGGGAUGUUCUCGAGGCAGCGGGGAUUCCUGUCAAGCUGCAUAAUCCGAAUGUUGGGGAGAAUCUCCAAGAACAUAUGAUGACGGCUACUAUCUUCGAAAUCCUCCCCUCCAUCGCCACUCGUGAUGAUCUCCAAACAGAUUCUGCCCUGGCAGAAGCAGCCAAUACCGAGUACGAAAACUCUCAAACAGGACCACUGACAGUUCUAGCAUGUUCAGUCUCAUACUCUCCCCUAUCUCAAUUCACCUCUCCAGAAGAACUAUCCACACUCCACUCGCGCGCUGAAUCCAUCGCCAAAGAAUCAGGCCUCCCCCGCGACACCAUCCUCGCCCGACAAUUCCAACCAAACACAAAACUAGGCCAGGUGGAAUUCCUCUUCGACGUAGGAAACUGGAGUCCGUUUUUCAAAUCCGAGCCGGGAAAGAAAUACGCAACCAUGCUACAGAUGCUACAAUAUCCGUUCUCCAAGGGCUCGAUUCAUAUUCCUCCCCGCACAGGGGACAGGAGGAUCAGCGUAAACGACAAACCGAUCAUCGAUCCACGAUAUUAUCUCGGAGAUGGGAAGAUCGAUUUCGAUAUCAUGAAGAUGGCGCAGCGGUUUACGGAUCGGAUAUGUUCGACGGAGCCUUUGUCGAGUAUUAUUCUCUCGCGUGUUUUUCCGCCAGUGGCUGAGGGGGUCGAGGAUGAGUUUGAUGAGUAUGUGAGGAAUUAUACAAUUACGGAUUGGCAUCCCGUUGGGACUUGUGCCAUGGGUGGAUCGACAGGUGAGAAAACAGGUGUGGUUGAUGAGAGACUGCGUGUUUAUGGAGUUCGCGGAUUACGAGUGAUAGAUGCCAGUAUCAUGCCGUUACAAGUCAGCGCGCACAUCCAAGCGACCGUGUACGCGAUUGCCGAAAAAGGGGCUGCGAUGAUACUUGAAGAUGCAUAG
Molecule: messenger RNA, 1803 nt
Organism: Aspergillus wentii DTO 134E9
Lineage: Eukaryota; Fungi; Ascomycota; Eurotiomycetes; Eurotiales; Aspergillaceae
Product: GMC family oxidoreductase
Exons: 4
Coding region: 1-1803 (600 amino acids)
Molecular function (GO): oxidoreductase activity, acting on CH-OH group of donors; flavin adenine dinucleotide binding
Source: RefSeq, a predicted model, not a curated record